AAACUUAGACGCGUUUGGGGAGGAAAUAGGAAGUCUGUGGCAUGAACAUUUAACACAAAGAAACAAAAACGAAAGAAAUUUGUGAACGAUGGCCGGGAUAAAAGCUCUUGUCGGCUUGUCCUUCAGUGGUGCCCUUGGACUGACAUUUCUGCUCCUGGGUUGUGCAUUGGAACAAUUUGGAGUUUACUGGCCACUGUUUGUCCUGAUUUUUUACGUGCUGUCACCGCUCCCACACUUCAUAGCCUCCAGAUGCAGCGAUAAUACAGAUUCUUCAAGCAAUGCAUGUAGGGAGCUGGCCCAUUUCCUCACCACUGGCAUCGUGGUAUCUGCAUUUGGGCUGCCCAUCAUACUGGCACGGAAGGAAGUGGUCAAAUGGGGGGCAUGUGGUUUGGUGAUGGCAGGCAAUGGUGUUAUCUUCCUCACCAUUCUUGGUUUCUUCCUGAUAUUCGGUGGCGGGGAUGACUUCAGCUGGGAGCAGUGGUGAAGGUCCAGGAACAGCAUGUUGCUCAGUGGGGAGUAAACACGUCCUGGUUUGAAGUUAGGGAGGGAGUGCAAUAUAAGAACACUAGGGCAGUACUUCACUACUAAGGUUAAUGUGCUCCCAUGACAAUACUGAUGAGGUUAAGAGAUCUAGGGGUUUGGAGUAUGGACAUAAAUUGAGAUGAGUGGUUGUACAGUAAGGUUAUACUUUUGUUUACCUCACAGUGUUUUAGUGAACCACAGAUUCACUUUAAAUCAGUAGUCAUCCAACUCUGUCAUGACUUCUUUAGAUCUAACUCUUUAGAUCUAACUCUAACCCUUGUCUUUCUUGCACUUGGUGUGUUAGAUUAGUUAUCACAAAUAUAUUUUGAAACCAAGUUGCAAAAAUGUUUAUAUUCUGGUUACAGGUAUAUAAUUUAGAUUCUUAAACAGUUUUCUAAUAAUUCAGAAAAAGAUAUCUUUCUGCCCGUUAAAUUGUAUAUCAUAGCCUAAGCAAGUUCUUCUAAAUCAAAGCUUAUUAUUAAUUUUUCCUUCAUACCUGAUUCUUUCUUCUGUACUCUGUGCCCCCAUGCCAUGUGUACAAUUCCAAACUAUUCUUAAUUGCAGAUCAUCUUUAUUAUACACUCUAAUCAAAAUGAUUAUACUAACCAAAUUACUAUUGCUUUUGUACUAACCAAAGCUAGGCUAUAUCUCUGUGGUUCUGUAGGCUAACACUGUUGAAACCUUUAGGCAAAUUUAGCUACGGUAGAUGUACUCAUUUCCCUGUCCAUGUCCACUUCCUCUUCCCUUUUUGGCCAGUUUUAUUUUUAAUUGAAUUAUGGUAGCUGUCUGCUGUUUAUCAUUAUCAAUGUACUGGUAUUUUAAUUAACAUCCUAUUUAGCCCUUAAUAUUCUUAGAUCUAUGUUUACAUAAGCAUUACCAAAGCACACCCCUUUCUGUCCUUCCUCUUUCUUGAUGAUGAAAGUGGACUUAAUAUAUAGUUAUAAUAUCUAAAACUAAAUAUAUAGGGCAAAUAGGGUUGGGGAAAAGCCAUAGCAAAUGAGAUGUGCCUUUAUUAAAUGUGUACGUGGUGUUGGUUUCCAUCUUUAAAAAUCUUUUCCAUAUUGUUUUAUGGAGCAUAGUUUAAUUUCUCCUUAAAUCACAGUUCUCCAUACUUGACAUAUUCUGCUCAUGUUUCCUCUAAACUGACAUUAUUUAUCUUAAUGUAGGAUGGCACUUUCUGUGGGAAGGUUAUGUAUAGGCUACAAUAUCUAUGCACCUCAAAAUGCACAUAUUUUAGUAGCUUUAAUGUCAUGUGAAACUUGGCUAGCUCAGUGCGUUUAUCAUUUCAGGUUUCCUAGAAGUAUUGAUGGGACAUGUGGAUGGUAAUAGAAGUUGUCUUUUUUUUCUGCUGUGUAAUUUUUCCCCCCAUUCUCCUGAAUAUGACACAUUAGUUUGCAAACUAUUCAUAUAAACAUUGUGUCUACUUUCUGUAUUCACAUCAUCUUUCAUUUGAUUGUGUAUAUACCAUUAAAAAAUAAAGUACUUGUAUUCAGAAA
Electrophorus electricus (electric eel) is the source of this 2018-nucleotide messenger RNA. RefSeq names its product leptin receptor overlapping transcript (gene leprot). Gene Ontology annotation, biological process: late endosome to vacuole transport via multivesicular body sorting pathway; negative regulation of growth hormone receptor signaling pathway. Gene Ontology annotation, cellular component: endosome. NCBI's taxonomy places the organism in Eukaryota, Metazoa, Chordata, Actinopteri, Gymnotiformes, Gymnotidae. The record is from RefSeq and is a predicted model, not a curated record.